ACUCUCUUCAUCUCUAUUUUCUCUCACUUUCUCUAUGAUCAAACAUAGAGAAAUGCUGCCAAGCACGCUAAGGAAAAACUUCAAUCUCUGUUUUACCAAGAUCAAACGUCCCCUCAAUCUUCAACCCUCCAAUAAUACCUCACCAAUGUCAGCCGAUUACAGCCGUCAGUUUCCCUCCACCACCGCAUCAAUCCUCUUCACAAACAUCAACUCUCUGGACGACCACACCUUUGACUCCACCGCAAAAUCUUGUACUCUCAGCCCCUCCUCCGAACCUGACAUGGAUACGGAAUCCGAACCCGAUUUUGCCACCGUUUUAUCCUCCGAGCGCUUCUUCUUCUCCUCCCCCGGCGGCUCCAAUUCCAUCAUUGAUUCAUCACCAUCGAUUGCCACGGCGGAAUCAUCUGAACCCGGAGCCACCGACGAUGAUCAAUCUCUCCAAAUCCAAUCUGGGAACGCUCCAACCGUUAAUGACAUCGUUGCUGUCUCCACAUUCUCCCGUGACCCCUUCAUGGAGUUCCGGCGGUCCAUGCAGGAGAUAGUGGAAGCACGUGACUUGGUCGAUGUGAAGGCUAAUUGGGACAACUUGCACGAGCUUCUUCUGUGUUAUCUAGCAUUGAACCCCAAAAGCACGCACAAAUUUAUCACCAGAGCAUUUGCCGAUCUUCUUGUUAGUCUCAUGGUAGACGGUGGCAGCAUCCAGAAAAGAGAGUCAUCGAACGGUGGUCGGAGCAUUCCCGAACAGUGUACGUGUAACAUCGUGUGAUGAUGAUAAGAACAUGAUUUCUCAUCUUGAUAUAAUUAAAUUUAUUUUGGCAAUACAUACACGUAAAGAAGCAAAGCGGUCCCGCCUGCUCUGUUCAUGUCCAGGACCAUCUUUUCUAU
This is a messenger RNA of Rubroshorea leprosula, 885 nucleotides long. The record is from the annotation of a GenBank genome assembly. NCBI's taxonomy places the organism in Eukaryota, Viridiplantae, Streptophyta, Magnoliopsida, Malvales, Dipterocarpaceae.